Rhopalosiphum padi (bird cherry-oat aphid) is the source of this 940-nucleotide messenger RNA. RefSeq lists its product as uncharacterized. The transcript is spliced from 4 exons. Lineage: Eukaryota; Metazoa; Arthropoda; Insecta; Hemiptera; Aphididae. The record is from RefSeq and is a predicted model, not a curated record. Bases 205 to 927 code for a protein of 240 amino acids.
AUCUACAAAUAGUACGAAAAGAUAGCAAAAAAAAAAAAAAAUUAAUUAAUUUGAUUCAGUACCUUAUUAGUAUUAUAUGCAUAUUAUAUGUUAUUAUUUCGAUUUUCGACUAUACUCAAUGGACAAUUAAAUAAUUUACUUUUAUAUUUUAUUACAUCUCAUUAAAUUUAUCAAAACAUUUAAACAAUAAACAGUAUAUAAAUCAUGAAUAAUGAUGUAUCAAGCGAAACAUCAAAUGUUAAGAAUGAUGAAAUUAUUUCAAUUCAUAAUGCAUAUAAAAAAGAAUUUAGUCGUAUUAGUGAAGAACAUCAAUAUAAUUUAAAUAGUCUGGAACAAUGCUACAAAGAACAAAUAUUAAGUGUAAUUAAAGAAAAGGAUUCAAUAUCACUUCAAUUACUAUCAAUUUUCCAAUCUUUAUUUGAGCAUUUUCAAUACAAGUUAAAAAAAUUAAGGCCAAAAACUCAUAGAGUAAUAAUUGAUACAUCUGCUGAGAAAAUAGAUUUUAUCAAUGAAACAUAUCAAUGUAUCAUAAAUAGCUAUGAAAAUAAACAACAAGAUUUAUUCAAAGAAAUUUUUGAAUUAAAAAAGACUAUCAUGGAAGAAAAGAAGAUUAAUUUAAAUGUUUCAUCAAUUGAUUUGCUAGAAAAGGAGAAUUCUAUUUUAAAGCAAAAUUUGAAUUCUAAUGAAUUAAAAAGAAAUUUUAAGUCAGAGUUAAUAACAGGAGUUCUUUUAUGGUGCUUAGGUGUAAUAGUUUAUCACAAAAAGGGCACGAUUCCAAAAGAAUAUCCAAAAAUAGAGUAUUUACUUGAACUUAUUUUAAUUAUUACUAUAAUUUGGUAUUUGGGAAAAUUUGGAGAAGAUCGUAAAUUAGGCUUACUAAAUUUAAUUAUUUGUGGAACUUUAUGUUGUGUAUUAAGUUUUGUAUAGAAUAUAACUAUUU